Molecule: messenger RNA, 3782 nt
Organism: Galleria mellonella (greater wax moth)
Lineage: Eukaryota; Metazoa; Arthropoda; Insecta; Lepidoptera; Pyralidae
Product: 5'-deoxynucleotidase HDDC2
Exons: 4
Coding region: 184-786 (200 amino acids)
Cellular component (GO): cytoplasm
Molecular function (GO): 5'-deoxynucleotidase activity
Source: RefSeq, a predicted model, not a curated record
AGUUACAUGUCAUUUCUGCUGUCUUCAAUACUUGAAUUUAAUACAAUUUUGAAUUUAAAUUUAAUACUACUGAAAAGUAAUACCAUUUUAGUGUUUUAUAUUCCAACGUAAUCUUAGUUUAUAAUAUUUUAACGCAUAUAACGUAAUCUUAUAUCUAUAUCCUUUUAGGAAGACAAUCAAACAAUGGCCUUAAUCGCUGAAAAUAAGAAAAUCCUAGAGUUUUUAGAGUUGGUGGGUCGCUUAAAGCACGUUAAAAGGACUGGUUGGGUAAUUUGUAACAUUGAUGAGUGUGAGAGUAUUGCUGGACACAUGUACCGUAUGGGACUGAUGACCUUCCUUCUUACAGAAGAAAACAAUCCUACUAACUUAGAUCGGUUUAGAUGUCUUCAAAUAGCCCUUGUCCAUGACUUAGCAGAAUGUAUUGUGGGUGAUAUAACACCCCAUUGUGGAGUCACUCCAGAAGAAAAACAUUGUCAAGAAGAUGAGGCAAUGAAAAAAAUUGCAGAAUUAACUGGUAUUGCAGGCGAUAGAAUGUACGAACUGUAUAAGGAAUAUGAAAAUCAAAGCUCUCCAGAGGCACAGUUUGCAAAAGAUUUGGAUCGCUAUGAUAUGAUACUGCAAGCUUUUGAAUAUGAAAAACGUGAAAAUUCACCAAACAGAUUACAAGAAUUCUUCUCUGCCACAGAAGGCAAAUUUAAACACCCAUUUAUAAAAGACUUAGUUAAUGAAUUGUAUAGGCAAAGACAAGAAUUUGAAUCUAAGACAAUAGUGAAUGGAAAUGCAUAAUUCAUUUGUAUAAUAUUCAUAUUACUUAGCUUUUGCUGUAAAUAUGAAAGAUUUGCAAUUAUCUUCAGCUAAUCUUACUUCAUUAGUGAUAAUUCUCCUACUUAUGUUAUACUCCUGUAAUACAUAUAUUACAAAAAUAAUUUUUAAACAAACAUAAUAACAUUUAUUAUUAAAUUACUUUUUAAAAGUUUUCAUUACAAAAUACUUUAUGUGUAUAACACAUAAAAUAGUAAAUUUAUCUUUGCUAUUGUAUCUCUAAGUUAUCAAAGCAUUAAGUUUUGAUUAAUUAAAAAGAUGUGCUUUUAGUAAUGUUUAAGCUUUUUUUUUAAUAUUAUGAAUGUUACCAUGUUGAAAUAGCUGUACAUUAUACCGUUUUAAGUAUAAAAGGUUUAAAUUACCAAAAUAAAAGUUUAUUAAGAAUAUGAUAGAGAGAAAUAAUUUAUAAAUAUUUCAUAACAAUCUUCAGUUUAAAAAGGAAAUUGUCAAAUUUUUAUAUUAGAUAUGUUUUAAGCAUAUGAUAAUCUAGUAGUAAGUAAUCUGUAAGUAAUAAGUGCCUUUUCACAUGUAGCAACUGCGGCUAAUUACCGGCUCAGUACUUGAAAAUAUUAAAUAGUAUACAAUCUAGAUAGGUUAUCAAACUUCAAAAUAAUCACCUUCCGGAUCGCAACUGUAAAAACCGCAUCUAAUUUGAUAUCUAUUACACCAAAUCUUUUACCGAGCAAAAUAUAUGGACAGCCAGUAGACAGACCUCUUAAAUAUUUCAACAAUAAACUUUUUAAUUUUAAUAAUUAAAACAUUUUAUCUGUUUUACUUUUGUAUUUAGUUGGGAUCUAUAACAGCUUUUACAUAUCCGUUAUCAGCAAUCGCAUCAUGUGGAAAGGCACUUCGCUGCCGGUUACACAAAAUAUAUGUGGUGCGAACAGUUGAAAUGUAUAAAAAGCACUUACUCCAUGAUAACAGAUAUUUAUCUUGCGUUUAAAUUUUUAGUAGUAAAUUAAUUAAAUCCUAAUUUACUUCAAAUAAUUUAGAUUCAAAGUUUACAAAAACAAAUUAUCAAAAAACUUUAAGUGUGUAGGUGGAGGGGGAAGAGAAGGUUACGAUCAACCUUAUAAAAUUUCAAAGGAAAUUGUUUAGUAAUGACAUGCUUAAUUUUCAUAUAAAUUGAGUUGCAUCAUCUGUUUAUCUCUAUGUGUAUGUAAUUUGCGAUUGAUAGUUUUCUAGGUUUUAUGUGCACAAUAUAAACCAAGUAACUCUGAUAUUAGAAUGUGCAUACAUGUACAUAGUGUCUAUGUAGUAUUGAUAAAAUGUGUUCAUUUUGCAUGUUAUGUAAAAAUUGUACAUGUAAAAUUAAAUUUAAUAUGUACAAUAAAAUGUUUUAAUAACACCAAAGUACAUUUUGUCAUAAUUUAUAAUAAUUUUUAUAUUCAACAAAACAUUAAUUAUUUACAUUGUAAAUGUAAAUAUAAAAUUAACAAUGUUAGUAUCGACUUUUUUCCCAACUUCUUAAAGAUACUUAAGAAUAUAAUAUUUUAAUAAGUAUAGAAAAAUUUUUUUGAAUCUAUGUUAGACUUGUAUGAUUAGAGAUAGGAUACGCUUAAUUGUUUCCCCCAAAUUAAUAUGUUACUACUAUCGGCCUUGGAGAAAGUCGCGCGACGCUCGGGAGUGCCCUAAGAUCAGUGUCUCAGAAAAUUGAUGUUGAGUCUUGGAGUCUGGAUAACCCGUUUUUUUGUCGUCGCGGAGGCACCAUCAGACACUUGUUAAGGUCACUAGAUAGGCUAAGGCCACCCCUGUAUGUUUCUUUUUAAUGAAUGAUACUGGAAUGAUAACUGCGCCGGCGUUAUCAGUAUGAAAGUGUGCCCAUGGAGAUAAAUUCAUGAAGAUUAAUCACCAUGGUUUCUAAAAGAAACCGCCUGAAUAUCGACCUGAUAGAGUAUAUUGCAAUAGAGCUGCUUGUCCCCAUUACUAUCUCUUUUCCCCCCGAUCUACCUAUACCCUAAUGUUCUCUUCUUAGUCUUAAUUAUUCUGACUGUAAAUGUCAAUUCAAAUCUUGUAUUACAUAUGGGUAUUUUGAUAAUCACAUACAUAGUGUAUUGAUGUAAUUUGUUCUCACAUAGUAUUCAAGUAACUUGAAACUAGUUGUGCCCACUACAAGGUCCUGACUGGUAGUGGCGUAGUGUGUCGGGGCAUUGGGUUCCCUAAAAUGUGGUGGAGCGCAAUGAUGACUAAGUCAUCCGUCAUACUCGUGAAUGGAUGCUCCUUGUGGGAACUGGUUUAUUCAUGUUUACUUGUUUAUUUACUAUUGAAUAAUACAUAUAAAUAUAACUUAAUGCUAAUUAUAGUCACAAUAUGGUUAUUGUGACUUAUACAAAUGUAAAAUUAUCUUGUACAUAAUAAUUUGAAAAAAGAAUCUGUUGAGUUUCUUGAGAAUUCUUCGCAGCAAAUAAUAACGUUCCGAAUCCAGCUGUAGAAUCAUAAAAAACUAACGAUUGUAAAGAAGUCUAUUUCUAUUUCUGCUAUUGUAAUAAGUAUAAUGGAAACAUAUAUUAAUAAUUAUCAAUUUCAAUAUGUUGGCUUAUUUAAGUUACCUGUAAUAUCAUUCAAUACGUUAAUAGGCUGCAAUAUUUUUUUUUUCAGAUAAAAUAAUAUGUUUCAUACAAAUUACUGACAACAAUUUCACACAAUUAUUUUUGUCUUAACAUCACAAAAAUGUAAACACAAAAAAUUUUAUAAACAGCAACUUAUAUUUUUUUUAUCGUCGCAUGUUCAUCUAAUAGAUAGACAAAAAGUACUUAACUUUUUUCUUUGUUAUUACUGUUUAAUUUACGAGAAUUGUAAAAAUAAUAAAUGCUUUUUUUAUUGUUUGAAGUUGAAAUAUAAUAAAAUAGUUUUUUUUUUUUAAUUGGAGCUUAUUACAAUGUUUAUUUUUAACAUUAGAUGUGUUAUUUUUUAAAUAUUUAUUUUUUAUUAAUUAUUGAUUAAAUUUGUAUUAUAUUACU